This is a messenger RNA of Triticum aestivum (bread wheat), 509 nucleotides long. RefSeq names its product protein RESPONSE TO LOW SULFUR 1. The record is from RefSeq and is a predicted model, not a curated record. Lineage: Eukaryota; Viridiplantae; Streptophyta; Magnoliopsida; Poales; Poaceae. Bases 1 to 378 code for a protein of 125 amino acids. The transcript is spliced from 2 exons.
AUGGCGGACGGCGGCCGGCGGCGACCGGAGAGGGGAGCGAGCGAGAUCUGGUCGGGCGCGGGCGCGCCGGCGUCAACGUCAAGGGGCAUACCCUGCGGCUGGAGCGCGGACGACGGCGGCCACCUGCUCGCCUUCUCCUUCGACGCCGACGCCCCCGGGAGGUCAGCCCCGAGGCGCUGCUCCUGGAAUGUCGAGCUGGAGCAGGAGGUGGCGCUUCUGCGGACGGAGCUGGAAGCUGCGCAGCUGCGCGCCGAGGCAGCGGAGGAGGCCGAGGAGCAGCUGUGCGUGCAGCUCCGCGAGGCCAAGUGCGAGACCCUCGAGCUCGCGCACGCGUACCAAGGCCACGUCCAGGAGCUCACCGCCGCACGCAGCAGAUAGCAGAGCACCUAGACCCGAGCAAGAUUGCCAUGGUUGUAACUUGCACGCCUACAGUUGAAUAGUACUACCAGUGGUAUGUACUGAUGUUGAAGCGGCAGUGGCAUCUACAGCAAACAUUGCUUUGCCAUGAA